Messenger RNA from Plasmopara halstedii, 2052 nucleotides. RefSeq lists its product as hypothetical. NCBI's taxonomy places the organism in Eukaryota, Oomycota, Peronosporomycetes, Peronosporales, Peronosporaceae. Gene Ontology annotation, cellular component: nucleus; cytoplasm. The record is from RefSeq and is a predicted model, not a curated record. The transcript has 2 exons. Bases 1 to 2052 code for a protein of 683 amino acids. Gene Ontology annotation, molecular function: molecular adaptor activity.
AUGGAACUAUCUCGUGCCGAGAGUGCGCUACGUACGCUCAAGAAUCGCCCAAACGUACCGCAAACAGCAGUCAAUACCUCAUUUGCUAUUUUAAAUCUUCUAUGUCCGUCAAAAUGUCCUUCUGAGUCACCAACAGAAGCUUCGGAUAUUGUUCCUUUAGGUGAUGAAAAAACAAGACGCGAGUUACUCGAGACUGAACUUCAGACGCUUCUUGUAUAUGGUAAAGAACGUUGGGAACCAAUUGCUGUAUUUCUUGUUGUAGUACGCGAUUUAUUACGUCGCUAUUUGAAACUUUCGGAUUUGGAUGAAAGUCUUGAGUUUAAUAUUUCGACUCCAGAUCUUCCGCUUUAUGUUUCGAGUAUUGCGCCAUUAUCAACUCCUUUCAUCACACAAACAGUAAAGCAAGUGAUUCAUCAAUAUCUGGAAUAUUAUGAACCACGAGUUCGGAUGGCAAUUGCUAAAUUACUUGGAAUAUUAGCCAAAUGGGAUCUUCAAUGGGUAACUCAAGAGUUUACACCUCAACUUGUUGAUUCUAUUGUUUCAAAUCUUAGUCGUUCACCCGAUUUUGAAGACACAGGAUUUGAAGAAUUGGAUGAUAAUAUCAGUCAAAAUGGAAUGAUAACUCCACCACAAAGUCCAGAGGGUACCCCGCGUACUCCUUCAACUCCUUAUCGGUUAGAUGAUGUAAGUGGAUGGAAAGCUCUUGAAAGUUCAUUAUGUGGUUUGAAAUAUAUAAUUCAAGGAAGUGGAAUGGAGUUUCUACAAGAAAUAAUGACAGAGGGUACACCACAUUUUCGUUAUUUGACAUCCGAGAUUUUCGAAUUUUUCUCGACCAAAAGUUGUUUUCAUAUAAAUCGACAUGUUCGAGUUGUUGGACUUGAUACAAUCACAAUUUUGUCAAAUAUUGCACCAAAAGGAUUUUUUGAAGCUCAUGUUACUGAUGUAAGUGAUACUAUAAACAAAUGUAUCAAACGUGGAUUAGAAGAUAAUUGGUGUCAAGUACGUUAUGCUGCUUCGAUCUCAGCACGUGCAUUUUUAUUAAAAUUACAAGAAGAAGGACGUACAAGAUAUUUACCAAUUUUACUACCACGUUUGUGUUUCAAUCGUUAUUAUAUUGCUGAACGUGUACAAAAGUAUUCACAAGAAUCAUGGCGAAUGAUUGUAGGAGAUCGUGGAUGUGAAUUAGUUGCAAAAUAUGCGACUGAAAUUGUUGAUUAUUAUGUUGAAAUGACAUCUCAUUGUGUUCGAGAAUCUGCAUGUCAGUGUAUUGGAGAAUUAUGUACAAAAGUUGAACCAAAUGCAAUUCGUCCACAUGUUGAAAGAUUAAUGCAAGCAUUACUUGUCUGUUUUUACGAUGUAUCAAAUUUAGUACGUGAUGCUGCAUGUCUUGCAUCUGCACAAUUGGUUCUUCGCUUUCCAAAUGAAUGUCGGCCAUUUUUGAAUGAAUUAUAUCAUUUGUGGAUUGAUCAUUUAGCGGAUAAUAUUUGGUCUGUACGUGAAGAUGCAGCAAUUGCAUUGGGUAAUGUGAUACGAGCUUAUGGUGAAGAAGCAUUGGAUCGAAUUUUGAAGAUUGUAGACGAAUACUUACCACUUGCUAAGCAACAAGCAGCUAUGACAUUACAAGAAUAUGACGAUCUCAUGCGUUCUGAAAAGAAACAUUUAAGCAAACAAGCAUUUUCGUGUUGUUCCUUAGAACCAAAAUUAUUUGAACGUCAUGAACAUCGUGAAAAAGAACCAUGGGAACAUGCGGAUGGUGCCAUCUACAUGACUGCUGUGUUACAAGAAACACUAUGGAAACAGCUUCCAUUAAUGUGUGAGGCACUGGGUAAAAAGGUUUUUAAGCGAUAUCUUGAAUUGUUCUUUGAUCCACUAGUUUUUACACUACAAGGCUCGAAUCGUCUUGCGAAGUUUGCAGCACGUGAUUGCGUUGCACAAAUCAGCAAACAGAUUGGACCAAGUAUCUUUCUUGGCCGUUUAGAUGCAAAUCCUUGUUGGAAGGAAACUCUUGGUCCGUUUGUGCCGGUGCAGUCGUAUAUGAUCAAGGAAACGUAA